Messenger RNA from Cadophora gregata, 1194 nucleotides. RefSeq lists its product as uncharacterized. The record is from RefSeq and is a predicted model, not a curated record. Bases 1 to 1194 code for a protein of 397 amino acids. The transcript has a single exon. NCBI's taxonomy places the organism in Eukaryota, Fungi, Ascomycota, Leotiomycetes, Helotiales, Ploettnerulaceae.
AUGAAAUAUCUUCGAAGCGCAAUGCGAAGGUCGAAAAGCCGAAAGCCUCCUUCGCUGCAUCUGAAAAUAGAACCAUCCAGAGAAACAUCCCCGCGCUGCUCGUCGGUCCUCUCGGACUGGGACGCCGACGACGAAGGCUUCAUGUCUUCUGGAGAUUUCUUGCCUUCAAGGCCACUGAGUCUAGCAAUACCCUCAGGUCCAUACUGCCCUCGAAGACCAACUUUACAAGAAGUUCUGUCGAACACCGCACCGCCACCAUGGACUCUCACUGCAUUUAUGCAGUACCUCUCGCAAAACCAUUGCCUGGAAACAUUGGAAUUUACUAUGGACGCCAAGAGAUACGAGAAGCAUUAUCGAGAUAUGGUGGACAGAGACCCCCACACCCCAGUGUCACCGCAAAGUCCAGAAUGUGAGUACGUGCGGAUGUUAUGGCAAAAGCUACUGGACGCGUACAUCGCCCCGAACGGACCAAGGGAGGUCAACCUUCCAUCCAAUAUUCGAGACCACCUGUUAUCACUACCCUGUGAACACUCACCUCCAGACUCAGCCGAACUUGACCCAGCCGUCAAGAUAAUCUACGAGCUUAUGGAUGAGUCCGUUCUUGUCCCCUUCCUCAAUUCUGUUGCGCCAUCACGUGGUCCGGAGACAUACUCAAGUCCUUGGGCAUCAGACGAGUCAAUGACAGAUGCUUAUAUGUCCGGUUCUUUGGAUGAGCGGUCACUGUCACCCGCGAAAUCUAGGAAUAGAAGAGAUGGAAGCCCACCUUCUGGAAAUGACGUUGUGGCUCAAUCACACAAUGGACCCUCCCCUCGACAUUCACACCAAUCUCAUCUGACCGCAGCUCUCGUCGGACGGGCUGGAGUUGCACGUCUUUCAACGUACCUCUCGGGAUCUUCUGGCACGUCAUCGGGAGAAGGGCCCGAAAUUAUGACUGACGACAGCACCGACUCACCAUCUCCCUCUACCACAGCCCUGGAGCCGAUGACUCCACCCAACACACCCCCCACGUCGAAUAUCACGUUUGACGUAUCGCCUGGUACGAGUCCAAGAACCGCUCGAGAAGGCAACAGCAGUUGGAAGAAGAUGGGUGCCAAGCUCGGAUGGAAGAAGAGUCGAUCAGGUCACGGUUCAGGCUCCAGCAGUUCACGAUAUCCAAUGGGAAGGGAGGGCGACGAUGGAUCGAGUGCUUUAUGA